Molecule: messenger RNA, 1686 nt
Organism: Corythoichthys intestinalis (scribbled pipefish)
Lineage: Eukaryota; Metazoa; Chordata; Actinopteri; Syngnathiformes; Syngnathidae
Gene: hmx4
Product: H6 family homeobox 4
Exons: 2
Coding region: 340-1119 (259 amino acids)
Biological process (GO): regulation of transcription by RNA polymerase II
Cellular component (GO): nucleus
Molecular function (GO): DNA-binding transcription factor activity, RNA polymerase II-specific; RNA polymerase II transcription regulatory region sequence-specific DNA binding
Source: RefSeq, a predicted model, not a curated record
UGUAAAAAUGACAUGUUAAAACAGCAGGUCUUGAUGGAGAAUAUGUAGUUUGAGUGAAGAGGAAUGUGUUCAAGGGAGCUGAGCUACAACGCGUUCGUUCGCACCGCAUCCCUGCCCUGCGAUUGGUCCACAGCGUCUGACGAAUUGGGCCAAUCAGCGAGGACUUUGCGCGCCCCAUCCAACGCGUGAGCGCCGAGGUUACACACUGUGCCUCUCCAGCCAAGCAGUGUGCUCAGUGGAUGCUGCUAUGGUGUGUGCACCAUCGACACCUCAGUGGUGACUGCGUGUGUUUAUCGAAGAGGAGAAGUAAACAAAGGGGGUGUUUACGCAUUGGAGAAUAUGAGUAAAGUGGACGCACCAUGCCGUCCCAGCGCCUCUCUCAAGUUUACCAUUGACAACAUCCUCAACCUGAAAACAAGCGGGCGCGCCAGUGACAGCUGUCACCCCGACAGAGAUCACGAUGUCUCGUCCACUGCGACGUGUAAAGGCCGCAUCCCGCAGAGCCGCUUGGAGGAGCCCGGAGCCCAGCACAGACGCAAAUCAGACGAAAGUGACUUUACGCAAGAGAAUGGCCGGGCGAGCGUUUCGGCCAUGGAUGACACUCGGUCCGCGGAGGCGCGCUUCGAAAGCGGGGACAGCAGCUGCGACGACUGUAGCUCUACCACCACCACGACCGCGGAGCCUCUCAAAGCGGACAGUCCCGCCAAGAAGAGUAAAUUGAUUACGAAAAAGAAAACGCGCACCAUUUUUUCCAAGAGACAGAUCUUCCAGUUGGAGUCUACGUUCGACAUGAAGCGUUAUCUGAGCAGCGCAGAGCGCGCCUGUCUCGCCAGCUCCCUGCAGCUGACCGAAACCCAGGUGAAAAUAUGGUUUCAGAACCGCAGGAAUAAGUUGAAACGGCAAAUCUCCAGUGAAAUCGACGGACCGGUAAGCGACUUCCCAGAGACGGUGAAGCCCGUGGUGGUGAGUCAGCUCCCGGCCUUGUACAAGGAGAGCAGCCUGCUGGGGAGAUGCCUGAUGCCCAUGCCGUUGCCCGUCGUGUACCCGGGUACGAACACGCCUUACCUCUGUUUCUCGAACACCAGCAAGUACUUCAGCCUCUAUGACGGGGACGUAUGACGCUGCCACCAAGCCUGCACGUGCAAACAGACACUUUUUUUUAGUGCCAACUGGAGCAUUUAUGGCGUUAAGCCGACAGUUCAAAAGGCCGGCUGGACGCUGUGUCUUUAACGUUUAAAGGAUGGAUGCAAGUAGUAGGAACAUAUCACAUUCAAAUGAACUGCUUUUGGUAUUAUUUAUUUAUUAGCCGGGCUUUGUGUAUAGGCCUAACACAUCACACCAGGAAAGAAAUAGCAGGCCAAGCGAACGGUAGCCUGGCCAUGCAUGGCCUACAUCAUUAGCAUCUUAUUGUUUACAUAAUAGUCCAUUAUCAUUGUUAUCAUCAUUAUUAUUAUUCUCAACAGUAGCCUAUGCCACCAAAGAAAUUAAUAUACCUUGCAUGCAUUUCCAAUAUCAUAACGAUUUUUGGAUUACAGAAAUUAUAUGUAUUUAAAUGAAUGUCAUUAACAUUUUGUUCACGCAUGUCUAUUUGUUUUUCUUAAGUAUCUUACACUUACGUUAUACUACAUUUGCCUUUAUAGGCUCAUUAUGACAUUUACAGCAACUGUAAUUAAAACCCCUUUAUUC